UGCAGGACAUUUCCAGUUUGCGCAUUCAAACUCAUCGUGAGUAGAACUAAACUUCUGUCCACUCCAAAAAUGCGUGGAAAACUCGAGCUUGUCGAAGGAGUGCCUAUCUCAGAUGUAAUUACCAGAGAUUGGCAGCAAAUUAAGAAUUUUGAUGCCAGACCUGAGGACAUAUUGAUUGCUACAUAUCCCAAAUCUGGAACCACUUGGAUGCAAGAAAUUGUGGAUCUAAUACUGAACAAUGGAGAUGAGGCCAUAUGCAGACGAGGUGCCAUUUUUGAGAGAGUUCCAUUUAUUGAAUUAAUGGGUGCAAUGAAGCCAGAUUUGGAAGCGAUUAAUGCAAUGCCUUCACCACGAGCCCUAAAGACCCACCUGCCCGUACAACUUGUGCCAGACUCAUUUUGGAAACACAACUGCAAGGUGAUCUAUGUGGCUCGAAAUGCUAAGGAUACGGUCACCUCAUUCUAUCAUUUUGAACAUUUGGCUCUAAUCCAUCCAGAACCAGGAACAUUUGCGGAAUAUCUAGAAAGAUUUAUGAUUGGUGAUGUUGGCUGGGGUUCUUGGUAUGACCACGUGAAAGGAUUUUGGGAGCAGAAAAGCCAACGCAAUAUUUUAUACCUGUUUUUUGAAGAUCUCAAACGGAAUUUGCUUGAAGAAGUUCGCAAAGUGGCAAGAUUUUUGAAUAAAGAUUUUUCUGAGGAUGUACUGAAUAAGAUUGCACAUUUAAGCUCUUUUAAUCAGAUGAAGGAUAAUCCCAUGGCCAACAACUCCACCUUCCCAAAGGAGAUCCUGAACCAGUCAGAGGGGAACUUCAUGAGAAAAGGUACGGUGGGUGAUUGGAAGACUCUGUUUACCGAUUCACAGAGAGAACGCUUUGAAGAAAAUUAUCGUAAACAUAUGAGCGGCAGUUCUUUGAAAUUCCCACCAGCUAAAUGACUGGUCGACGAGAUGAUCAGGAAAGAUGCUGUUUGUUUUAUGACCUUGAUUAUUUUUUUUCUCUCUAUGGAACAUAUACCAAGAUUCACAAUGGCAAACGAUAUUCACAGUUGCCAACGCCUUUUAGAACAUUCUGACGUCACUGCUAAUCCCUUUUUCUGAGCCUCACAGGAUGAACUUGUCUCUCAUGCCGUUGAAUAACCUUUAUUAUAAAGGGACACUAGUCACCUGAACACCUUUAGCUUAAUGAAGCAGAUUUGGUGUAUAUAACAUGCCCCUGCAGUCUCACUGCUCAAUCCUCUGCCAUUUAGGAGUUAAAUCCCUUUGUUUAUGAACCAUAGUCACACCUCCCUGCAUGUGACUUGCACAGCCUUCCAUAAACACUUCCUGUAAAGAGAGCCUUAUUUAGACUUUCUUUAUUGCAAGUUCUGUUUAACCCCUUAAGGACCAAACUUCUGGAAUAAAAGGGAAUCAUGACAUGUCACACAUGUCAUGUGUCCUUAAGGGGUUUAUUAAUAUUUUCUUAUCCCCUGCUAUGUUAAUAGCUUGCUAGACCCUGCAAGAGC
This is a messenger RNA of Pelobates fuscus (common spadefoot toad), 1499 nucleotides long. Its product is annotated as sulfotransferase 1 family member D1-like. Gene Ontology annotation, molecular function: sulfotransferase activity. Gene Ontology annotation, cellular component: cytoplasm. Gene Ontology annotation, biological process: sulfation. The transcript has 7 exons. The coding region runs from base 70 to 933 and encodes 287 amino acids. Lineage: Eukaryota; Metazoa; Chordata; Amphibia; Anura; Pelobatidae. The record is from RefSeq and is a predicted model, not a curated record.